Microthlaspi erraticum is the source of this 1020-nucleotide messenger RNA. The record is from the annotation of a GenBank genome assembly. Lineage: Eukaryota; Viridiplantae; Streptophyta; Magnoliopsida; Brassicales; Brassicaceae.
AUGGUCGAGCUGGUCUUCAAGAUGGCUUCCUCCUUCUUCCUUUGCGCACAUCUUUACAGAAGUUGCAUAGCUGAAGAGGAUGUACAAGGAGUUCUAGAGCAUUGCCAUGGGUCAGCUUAUGGAGGUCACUUUGCUACAUUCAAAACAGCAACUAAGGUUUGCAAUCUGGUUUAUGGUGGCCUACUUUGUUUAAGGAUGCAGCAAGCUUCAUUGCCAAGUGUGAUCCGUGCCAAAGGAAAGGGAAGUAUCACCAAGAGAGAUGAAAUGCCACUAAACCCAAUUCUAGAAGUUGAGAUCUUUGAUGUAUGGGGAAUAGACUUCAUGGGACCUUUCAAACCUUCCUCAAACGGGCACAACUACAUUUUGGUUGCUGUGGACUAUGUGUCCAAAUGGAUUGAAGCCAUUCCCUGCCCAGCCUGUGAUGCUAAGGUGUUUGAGAAGUUGAUGAAGAGUUAUGGAGUCAAGCACAAGGUCGCUACACCCUUACCCCUCAAACCAGUGGGCAAGUUGAGAACAGCUUACAAAACCCCCAUUGGAAGGUCUCCUUUCAAUUUGUAUGGGAAGGAUUGCCACUUACCUGUGGAGGUCGAAUACAAGGCUUUAUGGGCAGUAAAGAUGCUGAACUUUGACAUAAAGGCAGCACAAGAAAGGAGGGUUGUUUCCCGGGAAGCUAAGGUCAAAGUGGGCGGGACCAUUCAAGAUUCACGAAGUUCUACCCUAUGGAUCCCUCACUCUACUCAAUCAAGAGGGGAAGAAUUCACAGUGAAUGGGCAUAGAUGCAAGCCAUAUCUAGGAAUGACCCCCACAGAGGAGAUCAUCACUCCUCUACAAGAUCCAACCCCGGCUAAAAGGGGUAAGGAACAGGUUUUAGGAAGGAAAGUCAACCAACUCGAGGCACAACUCGAUCGAGCCAAGAGCAAGCUCGAUCGAGUGAGUGAACCCGUCGAGUGGAGUGCUCCUGAUGGCCGUCUACCCUCUCCAGACCACGACCUUGCCUCCCAGUUCUUUGGGGGGCACUGA